Messenger RNA from Cladophialophora carrionii CBS 160.54, 1491 nucleotides. RefSeq lists its product as uncharacterized. Lineage: Eukaryota; Fungi; Ascomycota; Eurotiomycetes; Chaetothyriales; Herpotrichiellaceae. The record is from RefSeq and is a predicted model, not a curated record. Bases 1 to 1491 code for a protein of 496 amino acids. The transcript has a single exon.
AUGGGGACGUCGAGGGCAGCAGAGGGUCUCUUGGUUGCCUUGCUGGCUGUCUGCUGUCUUCCAAUAUCGACAUUCGCUCUCUGUCUCAAUUAUCUGUACCUGACCCUCUUCCGACGCAAUCCGGUGCACCAACGACUCAGAAAUGUGGCCGGCUUCAGGCCCAAGACCAUUCUUAUUACUGGAGUCAGCACGCCCCAUGGAUUGAAACUGGCAAGAGCUUUUCAUUAUACCGGUCACAGAGUUGUGGGUGCGGAUUACGAGCCUGGGGCGCUCCCGCUUCAUGUUCGGUUUUCGAAUGCGUUGAGCCAAUUCCACAGAUUGCCAGGUGAGACGGUGGAGUGCCAGGAGGACGGAUACGUGGCCCGUGUCGUGCACAUGAUCGAGCAUGAGGAUGCCGACCUGUGGAUCAACUGCUCAAACAGCGCAAUCCACGGCCUGGAGGCGCAGGCAAGAGAUGCGGUCGAACAGCAUACCAGGUGUCAAUGCUUCGCGCUGCGGACGAAAAACAUGCCCUACUUUGCCAGCCGAGAGGUAUUUCUCAAGUACUUGGCCAGCCAGGGACUGCCUGUCCCCGAGUCAUAUCAAGUCACUUCACGAGCUGAGAUACACAGAGUGCUAAGUAAAGCACGAGGAAGCCGCAGAUACCUUCUCGAGAGCAUGGACCAAAAGGGAGUCAAUGCCAACACGGCCAGAACGAUGCUUCCGAGCAGGACCAUGAGUCAGACGUAUGACGCCGUCGCCCGUAUAACCAUCGCCAACACUACGCCUUGGAAACUAGAACAGGACAUCAACGGACUGGAAAGAUAUUCCACAUUUGCGAUUAUUAUCAAAGGGUCGGUCAGGGCUUUCGUCGCCAGUCGUUCGGUACGACCUGGCUGCUACCAAGCGUUGGAUUCGAAGUCCGCUCUGCAUCGUUCCAUGUUAGGCUUCAUUCACACGUUCGCACGCAAACAAGGCACCGAGUUCACCACUCAUCUUGGCUUCGACUUCUGCGUCGAUGAGCAAGCUUCCGAAUCAGGCGUGUUCCAAUCUAUCCUGCCUAUUCAAGUCUCCGUUGGCGCUAACGCCGCUACGCAGCUGUUCUACGGCAUGGGUGGCUCAAUCUCAUUGGCGAGAGCCUAUCUAUCGCUCUUCGCCGCUGAGGAGGUCAACGCCAACGGAAGAAUAACGAGGCCCACGCCAGCCAUCAUACAACAAGAACCGCUACCCGACGAUGCAGCCAUUCCCGAUACGAGGAUGCCUGGAAUCUAUGACUUCGGCCAGGAUCUGCUCGACCUGUGCUUCGAGCCAUUGCGGGACUUCUUGAUGUUCAGGAGCAGUGUGAUUGAGUUUACGAGACACAUAUUUGAGUUUCUCACCCACUUGAUGCUCUGGGAAGAGAAAACAUACGACUUCCAGGACCCUCUGCCCUUCUGGGUGGCUUACCAAGUGUAUAUUCCAUUGCGCCUUAUCAAAAGUUCCCUAUUUUCAGACAACAUCCGGUCCAGGUGA